GUCUGUGUUCUGAAAAAAAUCGCAUAAACGCCAACAUUAUUUUAGCUGGUGAUCCCAAACAAUUAGAUGCGGUAUGCAAAUCAAAUAAUGCUGCGGGACUGGGCCUUAAAACAUCCUUAAUGGAGCGGUUAUAUAACCUACCUGCCUACGGUAACGGUCAAGUUCACCAACCACAGUCGGGAACGAUGAACAAUAACUCAGACUGCAUCACGCAACUGAUAAAGAAUUAUCGAUCACAUAAGGCGAUUUUGCAUGUGGCAAAUGCAUUGUUUUAUAAAAGCACAUUGAUCUCAUGUGGAUCUGAUGAAAGGGUUAAUUGGUUUGUCGGCUCCAAAAUCCUAAUGAAUCCAGAUGUACCAAUAAUAUUCAAAUCAGUGAAUGGUGUUUGUAAACAAAAUGAAAACAGCGCAAGCCGGUUCAAUAUGGUAGAGGCCAACGCUGUUUUAGAACAAAUUGAUGAGCUAUUGAAGUUCAAAUCAAACCAAAGAAAAGUUAAAUCGGUUAAAUGUACUGACAUUGGAAUCGUGUCACCCUACAAACUUCAAUGCAGAGAAAUUAGAAAAAUGUGUAACAAAAAAAAAUAUGACGGUAUAACCAUCGGAACCGCUGAAGUGUUUCAAGGAAUGGAAAAGGCUAUAAUGCUUGUAUCUACAGUGUGCACCGAUGGAGAUCUUGGAUUUGUUAACGCAGCACAACGCAUCAAUGUAGUGCUUACUAGAGCACAAAGCCUACUGAUAAUUUUUGGUGAUCCCAAGACACUGAUCAAAGAUCCGAAUUGGGAAUAUUUACUUCAGUUUUGUGAGUUGAAUGAAACAUUCAAACAUAUUGAAGGAAAACCAUUUCAAUUUCCAAAACCAGUUGUACAAGAAAGCGUUGUAUACGAUUUUAAGUACAAUAUGCUACAACACUUCGCUGGCUUAAUGGCAUCGAAUGGCGAUGGCAUCAAACAGCAUCAGAUCCCGUCAGAUCCUACCGAAUCCUACACAUUGGACCGUAUUGGAGAAACCGGGAGAAACUCAGUAACGCUCAGUAAGGCGACUACGGGAGACUAUCGGCGACCAUCGGCGUUCAUGUUUACGUAUUGCCAGUUAUUCUAG
This is a messenger RNA of Sitodiplosis mosellana (orange wheat blossom midge), 1097 nucleotides long. Its product is annotated as putative helicase MOV-10. The record is from RefSeq and is a predicted model, not a curated record. NCBI's taxonomy places the organism in Eukaryota, Metazoa, Arthropoda, Insecta, Diptera, Cecidomyiidae. The annotation marks the transcript as partial. Gene Ontology annotation, cellular component: P granule; cytosol. Gene Ontology annotation, biological process: regulatory ncRNA-mediated post-transcriptional gene silencing. The transcript is spliced from 5 exons.